This is a messenger RNA of Chaetomium globosum CBS 148.51, 549 nucleotides long. RefSeq lists its product as uncharacterized. The transcript has 2 exons. NCBI's taxonomy places the organism in Eukaryota, Fungi, Ascomycota, Sordariomycetes, Sordariales, Chaetomiaceae. Bases 1 to 549 code for a protein of 182 amino acids. The record is from RefSeq and is a predicted model, not a curated record.
AUGAAGACCUCGGCCGUUGCCUUUCUCCUCGGGCUCUACGCCCUGCCCGCCCUAGCCCAGGAGCUCGCUCCCUCGCCCACCGAAUCCAUCGGCUGCGAGCCUCACGGCGAUCACUGGCACUGCGAAGGGCCCCGCCCGCCCGCCACCACCUCCGAGCCCACCACCACGAUCCCGCCCCCCGUGAUCACCACCACCAGCGCGGCCACCGACGACGACGACGAACACACGGACGAAGCCGGCACGGCAUCGCUCGCGCCCAGCCCAACCGAGUCCAUCGGGUGCGAGCCGCACGGCGACCACUGGCACUGCGAGGGCCCGCGCCCGCCGGCGACCGAGACCGGCAGCGGUGAGGGUGAGGGUGCUACCGAGACCCCGACGCCAUCCUCCUUGAUCACCGUGGCCACGACCGCGACCACGGAGGCGGGUGAGUCUGCGUCCGCGACGACGCCGACCUCGAGUGCCGUUUCUACGGCUGGGGCGGCUGGCGGUCCCGCUUUUGCUGCCGUGCCUGUGCUGGGGCUGGCGGCGUUUGCGGUGGUGGGUUUGUGA